Gorilla gorilla gorilla (western lowland gorilla) is the source of this 4272-nucleotide messenger RNA. It is a transcript of the gene AHCY, whose product is annotated as adenosylhomocysteinase. Gene Ontology annotation, cellular component: cytosol. The transcript has 11 exons. The coding region runs from base 125 to 1423 and encodes 432 amino acids. Gene Ontology annotation, biological process: L-methionine cycle. Lineage: Eukaryota; Metazoa; Chordata; Mammalia; Primates; Hominidae. The record is from RefSeq and is a predicted model, not a curated record. Gene Ontology annotation, molecular function: adenosylhomocysteinase activity.
CGAGGAAGAUAUUUAAAGGCGUCGGCGCCACGCGCAUAUCCCUGCCCGGCGCUGCCCGCCCAGUUCCUGUUCCCAGACUGAGGCGCAGCCCCCUUCGCCCGUUUCCAUCACGAGUGCCGCCAGCAUGUCUGACAAACUGCCCUACAAAGUCGCCGACAUUGGCCUGGCUGCCUGGGGACGCAAGGCCCUGGACAUUGCUGAGAACGAGAUGCCGGGCCUGAUGCGUAUGCGGGAGCGGUACUCGGCCUCCAAGCCACUGAAGGGUGCCCGCAUCGCUGGCUGCCUGCACAUGACCGUGGAGACGGCCGUCCUCAUUGAGACCCUCGUCACCCUGGGUGCUGAGGUGCAGUGGUCCAGCUGCAACAUCUUCUCCACCCAGGACCAUGCGGCGGCUGCCAUUGCCAAGGCUGGCAUUCCGGUGUAUGCCUGGAAGGGCGAAACGGACGAGGAGUACCUGUGGUGCAUUGAGCAGACCCUGUACUUCAAGGACGGGCCCCUCAACAUGAUUCUGGACGACGGGGGCGACCUCACCAACCUCAUCCACACCAAGUACCCGCAGCUCCUGCCAGGCAUCCGAGGCAUCUCUGAGGAGACAACGACUGGGGUCCACAACCUCUACAAGAUGAUGGCCAAUGGGAUCCUUAAGGUGCCUGCCAUCAAUGUCAAUGACUCCGUCACCAAGAGCAAGUUUGACAACCUCUAUGGCUGCCGGGAGUCCCUCAUAGAUGGCAUCAAGCGGGCCACAGAUGUGAUGAUUGCCGGCAAGGUAGCGGUGGUAGCAGGCUAUGGUGAUGUGGGCAAGGGCUGUGCCCAGGCCCUGCGGGGUUUCGGAGCCCGCGUCAUCAUCACUGAGAUUGACCCCAUCAAUGCACUGCAGGCUGCCAUGGAGGGCUAUGAGGUGACCACCAUGGAUGAGGCCUGUCAGGAGGGCAACAUCUUUGUCACCACCACAGGCUGUAUUGACAUCAUCCUUGGCCGGCACUUUGAGCAGAUGAAGGAUGAUGCCAUUGUGUGUAACAUUGGACACUUUGACGUGGAGAUCGAUGUCAAGUGGCUCAACGAGAACGCUGUGGAGAAGGUGAACAUCAAGCCACAGGUGGACCGGUAUCGGUUGAAGAAUGGGCGCCGCAUCAUCCUGCUGGCCGAGGGUCGGCUGGUCAACCUGGGUUGUGCCAUGGGCCACCCCAGCUUCGUGAUGAGUAACUCCUUCACCAACCAGGUGAUGGCACAGAUCGAGCUGUGGACCCAUCCAGACAAGUACCCCGUCGGGGUUCAUUUCCUGCCCAAGAAGCUGGAUGAGGCAGUGGCUGAAGCCCACCUGGGCAAGCUGAAUGUGAAGUUGACCAAGCUAACUGAGAAGCAAGCCCAGUACCUGGGCAUGUCCUGUGACGGCCCCUUCAAGCCGGAUCACUACCGCUACUGAGAGCCAGGUCUGCUAAUCUGUCACAUGUGUGACACUGACCGGGUACCCACAAUGAAAGAUGAUGUGUCUCCUGCUCCACCCCCAAUACCCCCACUCCUGAUAUCUGGGCUGCCCCCAUCAAAGCUUCACGGAGAAAGAAGGAAUUGGCCAAGGGUCCUGCAGUAUCCAGGCCUAGCCCUGGUUGGAUUUUUUCCAGGAAAGAGAUGGGAAGAUGAGGCCUGUGGUUGGUGGAAAGUGGCUGUUUAUGGAGCAGUGGACUGAACUUUGGAAAGAGGAGCCCUGAGUCUGCUGCUGACUCACUGUGUUCCCUGCAGGGACAGAAAUACCUACUUCAGAUGGCUGUCUUGACGCUUGAAUGAUAGAACAUUAGUGAGGAGUUUUUAUGCUGAGUUUUUUUUUUUUUGUUUUUGUUUUGAGACGGAGUCUUGCUCUGUCGCCCAGGCUGGAGUGCAGUGGCGCUAUCUUGGCUCACUGCAAGCUCCGCCUCCCAGGUUCACGCCAUUCUCCUGCCUCAGCCUCCUGAGUAGCUGGGACUACAGGCGCCCGUCUCCGUGCCUGGCUAAUUUUUUAUAUUUUUAGUAGAGAUGGGGUUUCACCGUGGUCUCGAUCUCCUGACCUCAUGAUCUGCCUGCUUUGGCCUCCCAAAGUGCUGGGAUUACAGGCAUGAGCCACUGUGUCUGGCCUUUAUGCUGAGUUUUAAGGGCUGUGUGAGACACCAGGUGGUGGGAGGAAGCUGUUUUGAGAGCAGGGAAUUUAGGAUACUUAGGAAAUUAGAAAAUUAGAGAAGUCAUAGGAUCUUGGAACUAAGGGAGAACCUUAGAGUCCUGUGGAGCAGAACCCAGCAUUUGUAUGUGGAGAAACGGAGGCCCAGAGAAGUUGUGACUUAUCCGGAUCACUCUGCAGGUCUGGGUGUCCCACCCGAGUCCAUGUCAGGGCUCUUUCUGCACACCAAGCCCCAUGCCCACCUCUGUGUGACUGGCUGUGGUGGGAGGGGCCUCCUAGGCUAGAGGUGCUGGGAUCCCUUUUCAGUCCAGAAAUAAUGAGCUUAGAGGGUCUGGAAGUAGCAUGGACUAAAACCCAGGAAGGAUCCACGGGGACUGUUGAUGCCAGUGAGGACUCCAGGAAGCCAGAUCACGGGGACUGUUGAUGCCAGUGAGGACUCCAGGAAGCCGCUGUCGGGACAGCCCUGCUUUGGGAGUCUGAGGUUCCAGGAAACCCCAGGAAUCCAGAUUCUCAUCCCUGAGACCUACUCAGGACUAGCCCAGGGGACCGAGCGAGGAAACCUGCUUGAGGUGGUAGAGGCAGCCAGGGGUGUGCAGUGGUCCGGGCGGGCUUCGAUCAGUUCCAGGUUGAUUGCUUCUCCAAACUGGCUCCAAGACAGGCAUGUGGCUCAAGUUGGUCUGGACUCAAUCCCGGGACUUUAGGACUUUUGCUAGAAAUCUGGUGUGGUGCAGGAGCGACUCCAGGAUUCACUCUGUGGGCUGCUUGGACUCAGACUCCCCCAGGACUAGAGGCUGCUUCUCCCUGGUGGGAGGAGUUACAACCUUGCAAGGGUUCUAAAGACCCCCGGGUGCUGGGUGGUGGGCUUUUCCUGACAACUUCCAUAAGUUAUUGGAACCUAAAUUCACACUGCUUAGCAUCGUAAUAGUCUGAUCAACCCUGCUCAGUGUUCUCAUACUUGCCCUAUUACCAGGGAGAGAAACAGAGGUGGGUGCCUCCCUGGAGUAUCCACCCACACUGUGUCCUGAAUGCCCCUCCUCAACCUGUCUCUCAUGGGGACCUGCACCUGCUUUUCCUACUAACUGCUGGCUUGUAUUUAUUCCCCUAAAGCCUGUUCCGUAACCCAGUGUGGUUCUUAGGCUUGAGCAAACCUCAGAAACACCUGGAGGGCUUAUCCCCAGUCCUGAUUCUGUAGGUCUGGGGUGAGGCCUUAUAGUGUGCAUUUUAACAACUUCCCCAGUGUUUCCCAAUGCUGCUGGUGCACACCAAGUGUAGAAUUUGCCUCUUUGCCUGUUGCACAGUAGGUGGAGGUGGCAACUGUAAAAGAGACCCAGCUAUCCUAAAAACAGAAAAGGUACUGUCUUCAGUGGGGCUUCCAGGAUUGGAAGGAAUGUGAGCCUGUAGCUGCUCCUUUGCGCCCACGAAGGCCAGCUUGCCUCAGGAUGAAGCCAACACAGACCGGGUGCAGCAGCUCACACCUGUAAUCCCAGCACUUUGGGAGGCCAAGGCGGGCAGAUCACCUGAGGUCAGGAGUUUGAGACCAGCCUGGCCAACAUAAUGAAACCCUAGCUCUACUAAAAAAAAAUAGAAUAAAAAAAAAUUAGCCAGGCAUGGUGAUGCACGCCUGUAAUCCCAGCUACUCAGGAGGCUGAGACAGGAAAAUCACUUGAACUGGGAGGUGGCAGUUAGAGUGAGUUGAGAUCACACACUACACUCCAGUCUGGGGGACAGAGCAAGGCCUCAUCUCAAAAAAAAAAAAAAAAAAAGGUAUGAAGCCAACACAAUUGAGAGAGAGUGACACAUUCCAGAGAAUAUUUGAGUAGCUGAAUCUAGACAUGUUUUACACUAACUGGAUCUAGCCCCUUUUUAGUGAAAUGAACCCCCCAGAAAGUUACUUUCUUUCCCUAAACCCAUCUCAAUAGGUUGCUGUCUGACAAUUCUGAGUCUCGCUGUAGUGGAGAAGACAUUGAAGACACCAGGUUAUAGAAAAACAACAGAGAAAAGAAAAUAGAGGGCCGGGUGUGGUGACUCACGCCUGUAAUCUCAGCACUUUGGGAGGCCGAGGCAGGCAGAUCACCUGAGGUCAGGAGUUCGAGACCAACCUGGCCAACGUGGUGAAACCCCGUCUC